Molecule: messenger RNA, 2635 nt
Organism: Botrytis cinerea B05.10
Lineage: Eukaryota; Fungi; Ascomycota; Leotiomycetes; Helotiales; Sclerotiniaceae
Exons: 2
Coding region: 222-2066 (614 amino acids)
Cellular component (GO): cytoplasm
Molecular function (GO): guanyl-nucleotide exchange factor activity
Source: RefSeq, a predicted model, not a curated record
GUACAACAAUUCUCAAUACACAACAACCACUUCAAUCUCAAUUGGAUUCAAUCAAUUACUCCAAUCUUCAAUUGCAUCGAGUUGUAAUCACUUUUCUCGUACAAAAAACUUAUCAAUCCUCUUUUCAAAUCCCACUAUCACUCGAAGAUUUAUUCUCGAGGACCGUACAUCGCGUCUUUCGUCAUCUUUGAAGCUUGUUGACAAUCACUUCAUCCGACAAGAUGCCACCAAAGAAGAUCCCAACACCUCCCAGUCGAGUUUCAUCUCGUAAAACCUCUCCUCCAAAGAACACUAAAGUCGAGGCAAAUACUUCAAAAGUCAUGAAGAAAGCUCUCGCACCCAAAAAGGCUGGUGUCGCAAAAAAUGUCGCGCCUCAAAAGAAAGUCUCUCCCGCGGUCGCAAAGAAGACAGCCAAGGCACAAGCAGCUUCAGCUAAGAAGACUGCUACUACGACUAAAUCUGUCGCCGUUAAGAAGACAACUAUCACCAAAGCUGCUAUGGCAAAGAAAGUCGCUGCCGCUAAAGCCGCUCCAGCUAAGCCUGCUGCCCCAAAAUCAAACAAGCGCAAAUCCACCGAAGAUGUCGAUGAACCUGUCGCAAAACCCUCCAAGAAGGCAAAAGUUACCAAAUCCGCUCCUGCCGCCAAGAAGCCUGCCACCAAAGCAGCUGCGAAGCCUCUUCCCAUAGUCAAAAAGCCCAAGGCUGCUCCAAAGCCCAAGGCUCCAAAGGUCGUCAAGCCAAAGGUCGUCAAGCCAAAGGUUGUGAAGCCAAAGACAAUCAUCAACAUCGCUCCUACCCAACUCUUGGACAUUUAUGUCUUUGGUUGCAAUGAAGCUGGAGAGCUUGGCCUUGGUCUUCAAACCAAGAAAGAUACAAUCAAUCGACCAGUCAAGAACCCCGCCCUCACUGCUCGUGGUGUUGUUCAAAUGGUUGCCGGUGGUAUGCAUGGAGCUGCUCUUACCAAAGACAACAAGAUUCUUACAUGGGGUGUCGCCGAUGGUUUAGCAUUGGGCAGAAAGACUGAUGAUUGGGUUGCACCUGAGAGAGAUGCCGAUGCAGAGUCGGAUGAUGAAUCAGCCGCCGCAGAUGCCCGCAACCCAUUGGAAUCAACACCUGGUGAAGUUGAUUUGACCAAUGUACCAGAAGACACUAUCUUCACCCAAAUCACUGCUGGUGACAACGCUACUUACGCCCUCACCAACGAUGGCUUAGUUUACGGAUGGGGAUCAAUCAGAGGCGCUGAUGGUCCAAUGGGCUUCACCAAAGAUGUCAAGGAGACCUUGGUUCCAAUACUCAUUCCUGGUUUGAAGAACAUCGUUAAGCUUGCCGCUGGCAACAACCAUUACCUUGCUCUCAACAACAAGGGUGCUGUUUUCGCAUGGGGUGCUGGUGAGCAUAAUCAACUUGGCCGAAGAAUCGUUGAACGUUCAAGAUUGAAUGCUCUUGUCCCUCGUGAAUUUGGUCUACCAAAGGCCAUGGUCGAUAUCUUCUGCGGAUCAGAACAUAGUUUCGCCAUUCACAAGAACGGUACCGUUUACUCUUGGGGAGCAAACAACAUGGGUCAAUGUGGUCAAUUCAGCAAAGAUGGUACCUUGACUGAAGAGGUUACUUCGACUGCCACCAAAGUCAGUAUCCUCAAAGACAAGAACAUCAAGAUGAUGGCUGCAGGCAACGCUUCCAGUUUGGCACUCACGCACGAGGGAGAGGUUCUCUACUUCGGCAAAGCCCAAGAUGGUCUUUCUGGCCAUGAUGUUGAGGCACUUCCAGAAGAUGUCAUCAUCAGAAACGAACGUAACCAACGAUCGAUUAUCAAGACACCUCUCACCUUCCCAUUCAAGGGAUCGUACAUUGCCAUGGGCAGUGACCAUAGUAUCGUUCUCGGCCCUGAUGGUCACAGUCCUCACUAUUCAUGGGGAUUCAACACAUACAGACAGACUGGUUUGGAAGAUGACCAAGAUGUCUACAUUGCAGAGGAGCUUGAGAACAAGAACAUUGAAGGAAAGAAGCUUGUCUGGGCAGCAGGAGGUGGUCAAUUCUCCUUCUUGGCUGCCAUUCCAGAAAACUAAAUUCUGGCUCGUCUCGUGUUUGAUUUUUUCGCUGUAAAUAGCGUGGUCCGGAUCCUGAUACACCACAAUCAAUCCAGCUCGAACUCGGCCUGACAGCAUUUGUUCAAUAAGGAAAGUAUACCUGCUUUGAUUUUGAGAGACUGACCUUGAUGGAUCUCUGGUUUUUACCCAGGACUUUGAUCCGGACCAUCACGGCAGCACUCUCUUAAUCAAAGCAGGUAUGCUUUCCUUAUUGAAUAAUUGCAGAAAGGGCGAUAAUAGAGAGGAUUGAGCGUGGUUGUAGAUGGUGAUGGCUGCAUUCAUGAAUUGGCGUUUCGGAAUUGGAUUGUAUGGAUAUUAAAAAUGGGAAUGGAUCAUGGCAUUAUUGAGGUGCAUGGAACAGAACAAUGGAACAUUGGGAUGGAUUAAACUGGCGUUAUUUGUCUAAGUAGUCUUAAAGAGACUCAUUAUCAUCGGUCGUGAGAGACCUUUUUAUGGAACUGUUGGAUUUGUUAGACUUGUCUUUCGUUGUUUGUUCAUAGUCAUUGCGUUUGUGGUACAUAGAAUACGUUUCUCUGGAAUUAAAGAUC